CUAUAGGCUAAUAUGCCCCUUAAACCUACUAACACAGCAAUAAACGCAAAAGAAUAAGCCGGGUUUUCCCUAUUGCAUAUUGAUUCCCAUCAGUCGCAAGAUGGCAAGUCAGGUGACAGCACUCGUAGCUCUCUUCUCUCUGUUUUUCUCAGUUUACUGUGGAGAAAUAAAUGUUGCAUACUCGCCACCGACUGUGAGAUUUGGAUCAGCAAGCGUCUUGAGGGCCACGGAUCUUGAUGACGUUUUGGCUGCCGCUCUUGGGUACACUCCUGCCAAGUCCUCUUCAUGGAAAGGCUUAACCAUCACAUCACCAUUUUCUCCACCAACUGCUGCAGUGGUGGUAGAGGUACACAGUGGUGGUGCAAGCAUCAGGCAGGCAGGCUCUUCAUAUGGACUGAAAGAAGAUACAUCCAUUGAUGAGGUCUUCCGUAGACUCAAGAGCAUCUACGGCUCCAAAGCCCAGAGACAUACGCUUUUCAAACGUCUUACUGUUAUUGACAAUUCUGAUGAUGAACGUGUUAGCCGCUCUCUUCCUGCCACCAAAGUAUUGAAUGCUACCCAGGAACCAGAUGGAACUUUCCUUCGUGAGAUGGCUGCUCUCUAUAUUACAGCACAAACUGCUGAAGAAAUAACCACCGCACCACAUGGAGGUCAGGAUGUGAUUUUCCUGGAAGUGAACACACUAGCACAACUAGUGAAGACUUAUGGACUUGGAUCUCCUCGGGUAACUGAAGCCGUUGACAUUCUGCGGGAUGAGCUGUCAAAAGUAACUGACCUAAUGCGACACAUCUAUAAUGAUCGAGUGCUGGUUGUCACGGUCACAGUUGACCAGCAAGAAAAACUUUCUCGCAACACGCGUUCUAUCCUUCAGGCUCCUAGUGCACAAAACCUGAAUCUUGCUACAAAUUACUCAUCUGACUACCCAGCUAUCUUCAACAUUAUUCUGUGGCUGAGUAUUAUCCUUGCUAUCUCCAUCCUCGCCACAUCUGUAGCAAUGGCAACCAUGGAUCCAGGACGUGACUCCAUUAUCUACCGUAUGACAAAUCCUCGCAUGAAAAAGGACAACUGAGCAGCUAACAUCUGUCAUAGUAAAUGAUGCUGGUUGAGCACACGUUUACAAGGCCAUUUUAUUACACGCUUGUUUUGGAAACAAAAUAUAUGUAACUUUAAAGUAGUUUAACUUUGGGGUGAAAUAAUUUAUGUUUUAAUGCAGGCACUAACUUGUAUGUAGGCCAUCAGUGUAGGAUAUUUUUUGUUUUUUAUCAUUGUUUAAAUUGUUAUAACUUUGUUUUUCAUUUACAAAGACUCAAAACUUUGUCAUAUUCAUUAUUUAAGUGAAUUAGUGUGUUUAUUUUUUCCACAUUGUGUAAGUUUAUAUAGCAGUGACACAGUGUACCUCCUCCCAGCUAGUUGAUCUGGUAUUGCUGCUGACUGAUAAGGGAAAUAUUCAAUAUCUAGAACAGUACUAUAACCAGUCUUCAUGGUUAUGUGAUUAUCAAUUUGCAGAUUAAAGUUAGUUUUGUUACAUUAUUAAACGAGUGGGCAGGGACUCAAACCGUGGUCUUAGCUUGUAGCAGGCCCAGCGUUGUACCAUUGAGCACUGGGCCAGCUACAUGCCAAGACCUCAGUUCAAGCUCCUGUCCAUUCUUCUGUUUAUUCAUGGAUAGUCAUUCAUUAUGACUGAGUUUAUGUGGUGUUUGUCAAAAGUUAAAGGCUCUUUUAAAUAUUAAAAAUUUGAAAAGUUUGUGUCAUGUAAAAUGUUUUAACAGGCACAAGUCUUAACAAUUAAUGUUAGUUUCAGUUCUAAUUGUUAAUAUAUAACUGUUGUAUAUAAGAAGAACUGUUUGUCUAUUUAUUGCAUUCCAUGGGAACUGUAGAUACUCAUUGCAUAAAAAUCUAGGUACAUUCUAUCUAGUAAUUUUUUUGUGUAUAUUAUUUCUUGUAUAUAUUGUGUAAAAGGUGGUAUAAAAUAUUGAUGUACAAUA
Cherax quadricarinatus is the source of this 1985-nucleotide messenger RNA. It is a transcript of the gene ATP6AP2, whose product is annotated as ATPase H(+)-transporting accessory protein 2. Gene Ontology annotation, biological process: positive regulation of Wnt signaling pathway. NCBI's taxonomy places the organism in Eukaryota, Metazoa, Arthropoda, Malacostraca, Decapoda, Parastacidae. Gene Ontology annotation, cellular component: external side of plasma membrane; membrane. Gene Ontology annotation, molecular function: signaling receptor activity. The record is from RefSeq and is a predicted model, not a curated record.